CUUGUAAUUGAAUAAACAAACAUGAAGUCCACUAAACAACACCCAACAACGAAUAUUUUAACGAUAAUCUUUGAUCUCAAGAUCAUUAGAUCCAGUCAAAAGCUUUCUUCCUCGCAAAGAACUUUGAAGAUUACAAAACAAUGGCAAAGAAAGCUGUGUUGAUCGGAAUCAACUACCCAGGGACCAAGAUAGAGCUGAAAGGCUGCGUCAACGACGUUCAUCGGAUGCACAAGUGUCUCGUUGACCGGUACGGAUUCGCCAAGAAAGACAUAACUGUGCUGAUCGACACCGACAAGUCGUACACACAACCCACAGGCAAAAACAUCCGUAGGGCCUUGUCUGAACUCAUAACGCCAGCAAAGUCCGGUGAUGUUCUGUUCGUGCAUUAUAGUGGACACGGUACGAGGGUCCCACUUGAAGAAGGGGACGAGGAUGACACAGGUUUUGAUGAGUGUAUUGUUCCUUGCGACAUGAAUCCAAUCCCUGAUGAUGAUUUCAGGGAUUUAGUCGACCAAGUUCCAGAGGGGUGUAAGAUUACGUUCGUAUCAGACUCUUGUCACAGUGGUGGACUCAUCGAUGGAGCCAAGGAACAUAUUGGAGAGAGCACCAACAAGAACCGAAACCAAGAACCAAAAGCUCACUUUUUCGAACUCGAGAUAUUGAACUUCUUCUAUAACGUGUUGAUGAAGUUGUUUGCGUUUUGUGGGAUCUGGAGUUCUCAUGAAGAACCGGACAAGAUUGAGAUUACAGCUAGAUAUGAAGUUGGCAAAUCAAGGUAUCUGCCAAUGGAGAGCUUCAUCAAUGUCCUCAAAGAGAAAACAGGUAAAGAUAACAUCGAGAUUGGGAAAAUAAGACCGACCCUUUUCGAUGUAUUCGGUGAAGAUGCCAGCCCUAAGGUGAAGAAGUUCAUAAAAGCGAUGCUCACAAAGUUAGAUCAAAGUGGGUUCGUUGGUAAGGUUGAAGGAAGUGCUCUAGAGAGUGGUCGUGAGAUCUAUAGAGGAGGAUCAAGCAGUGGAUUGGUUCCAGACAGAGGGAUAUUAUUGAGUGGGUGUCAAACGGAUGAGACAUCAGCAGAUGUGAAGAAGGGUGGAGAAGCUUAUGGAGCGUUUAGUAACGCGAUUCAGAUGGUUUUGUUGGAAGGUGGGGAGAGAGAUAAGAUCACCAACAGGGAACUGGUUUUGAGGGCAAGAGAGAUGCUCAAAGAACAAGGGUUUACUCAGAGACCAGGAUUGUAUUGUAAUGACCGUUUUGUGGAUGCGCCGUUUAUUUGCUAAACUUAGUAGAGACUAUUGUUUUCAUUCAAGACUGUUAUAUUAUUAUUGGACUGUGAUUUUUUUUUUGUGUACAUCCUAAAAAUGGAUGAUUUAUGAGGUAAUAAAGUGAUUUGUUUAUUUGGAA
This is a messenger RNA of Eruca vesicaria subsp. sativa (arugula), 1398 nucleotides long. NCBI's taxonomy places the organism in Eukaryota, Viridiplantae, Streptophyta, Magnoliopsida, Brassicales, Brassicaceae. The record is from the annotation of a GenBank genome assembly.